This is a messenger RNA of Cadophora gregata, 2410 nucleotides long. RefSeq names its product Suppressor of the cold-sensitive snRNP biogenesis mutant brr1-1 (gene SUB2). Gene Ontology annotation, biological process: mRNA splicing, via spliceosome; mRNA export from nucleus. The transcript is spliced from 3 exons. Gene Ontology annotation, molecular function: RNA helicase activity; RNA binding; ATP binding. The coding region runs from base 1088 to 2200 and encodes 370 amino acids. The record is from RefSeq and is a predicted model, not a curated record. Lineage: Eukaryota; Fungi; Ascomycota; Leotiomycetes; Helotiales; Ploettnerulaceae.
CUCAAUCCCUUCUCGCAGCCUGGACCACGUCUCCCUUCCCACUCAUCCUCCUUCAACGUUUGCAUCAACAAGCAACUCUCUCAGUUCCUCUCUAUUUCCAUAUCCUCGAUCGUUGUUCACGAUCUAGCUUGCGAUACCUACCCUUUUCACAGCAUCUGCGACCGUUAUCGUCGCGUCAGUUCUGUACACAAACCCUCGCAGCCUAAACUCACGACCGUCAACAUGGCCACCGAAGAAGAUCUCAUCGAUUACUCCGAUGAGGAGCUCGGAACCAACGACGCAGCACCUGCAGCCGGCGCAAACGGUGGCGCAAAGAAGGGAGAGUUGGCAGUCUCGGGAGGUACAACCGACAAGAAAGGUUCCUACGUCGGCAUCCACUCCACUGGUUUCCGAGAUUUCUUAUUGAAGCCCGAGCUUCUGCGUGCCAUUACGGAUUGCGGUUUCGAACAUCCUUCGGAGGGUCAGUCAUAACUUUCAUCCCCAAGCCCCAUCGUUGUCGUUCCACCGCGCGUCCGUCCAUCUCGCAAGCAAAAUAAAAAAUCUGGCAAUCCUGUAUCGAAUCAUGAUCGAUCCUGGAAUGUCUCUAUCGGCUGGGUGUAGACCUAGGCAAGUGGUGUGGAGAGAGAUGUUCUGCGAAAGCAGAUUUCUCAAGAUGGGUUUGAGGCUUCGGCCAAGGUUGGAAAAAAGCAUAAGGCGGCGAAGCCAAGAGACAUCCAGGAUCGGCUCGAUUUCGAGGCUUCACAUAUUUGCCUGCCUCUUUCGAGCGACGAUUUGAACCUUUAAAGGCAUCUCGCACCUCUGCGCCGAUAUUGUUUUCUUCUGGUAUGGGAUGAUGUAUCGUGGGUUCUAUAUGCGGAUGGACGGACGUUGCGAUCUUUUGCACCUACCACAUUUAUGCACUUGGAGAACACUUUGAUCUAACAUCGGCUCGAUUUACUCUACAGUUCAGCAAGUUUGUAUUCCUCAAGCAAUCCUCGGAACGGACGUUCUCUGCCAGGCCAAGUCCGGUCUUGGUAAAACCGCCAUCUUCGUCCUCACCAGUCUUCAGCAAAUCGAGCCUGUCAAUGGUGAAACAUCCGUCCUCAUCAUGUGUCACACUCGUGAGUUAGCAUACCAGAUCAAGAAUGAGUAUGCAAGAUUCAGCAAAUAUAUGCCCGAUGUCAAGACCUCUGUCUUCUAUGGUGGAACUCCCAUCCAGAAGGAUGCCGAGAUUUUGAAGAAUAAAGAUACACACCCACAUAUCAUCGUUGCCACACCCGGUCGCUUGAACGCUCUAGUCCGUGACAAGUUCCUGCGAUUGGGCAGCUGCAAAAUCUUUGUUCUGGAUGAGUGUGAUAAGAUGCUGGAUCAGAUCGAUAUGCGCCGUGAUGUUCAGGAGAUUUUCCGCGCCACACCUACUCAAAAGCAAGUCAUGAUGUUCAGCGCCACCCUUUCUCAGGAAGUUCGACCUAUCUGCAAGAAGUUCAUGCAAAACCCCCUCGAGAUCUAUGUCGACGAUGAAAAGACUCUCACACUCCAUGGUCUCAAUCAGUUCUUCAUCAAGCUCGACGAGAAGGAGAAGAACCGCAAGCUCAACGAGCUCCUUGACGAUUUACAGUUCAACCAAGCUAUCAUCUUCGUCAAGUCAACUGUGCGAGCCACGGAGUUGGAUAAGCUCUUGAAAGAGUGCAACUUCCCAUCGGUUGCAGUCCAUUCCGGUGUCAGCCAAGAGGAGAGAAUUAAGCGCUACAAGGCGUUCAAGGAUUUCCAAGAGCGUAUUUGCGUUGCCACGGACGUUUUCGGACGUGGUAUCGACAUUGAGCGCAUCAAUUUGGCCAUCAACUACGACCUCCCUGCUGAUGCUGAUUCCUAUCUUCAUCGUGUCGGUCGUGCUGGUCGGUUCGGUACCAAGGGUCUUUCGAUUUCGUUCGUGAGUAGCGAGACUGAUGAAGAGGUGUUGAAAUCGGUUGAGAAGCGCUUCGAAGCAGAUAUUCCGUACGUAGAUUAUUCCCUUCUCCGCAGAUACACAUUGCUAACGGCCUUUGUAGAGCAUUCCCUGCUGAGGGUAUCGACUCCAGUAUCUAUAUGGCCAAUUAGAGAUUUCGGGAGAUCCCCAAUCGAAGGUCUGCUUCCGGAUUCUGCUUUGGGACAAGACGCCAAAAAUGUACUCGUUCCGCUCUUCCGCUUUCUGAUUUCUGAUUUCCUUGCCCGUUAUGGUUGAGAUGCGUCGUCUUUAUGAUAUGAGCUUCUGGGUUUCUAUGCUUGCGAACUAAACGGAAAAAAAUGGAUGCUGGUGGUCGAGAUGUACCACGAUGGAGACUUUCACUUUCCAUACUGUCCAGGGCAACCGGGAUUCGAAUAUGGGAUGGACAUCAUGGGUUGAAUGGUACUGCUAGUGGGCAACAAACAGGGCAAGCAAUCAAUGAAUAGA